Molecule: messenger RNA, 1730 nt
Organism: Phytophthora infestans T30-4
Lineage: Eukaryota; Oomycota; Peronosporomycetes; Peronosporales; Peronosporaceae
Exons: 1
Coding region: 27-1730 (567 amino acids)
Molecular function (GO): protein binding
Source: RefSeq, a predicted model, not a curated record
GCGGGCACCUUGGGACGAGUGGACUCAUGUCGACACCGGCACCUGCGUCUAGCGAGAAGGACCGCCGUGACGGUGUUGUCUCGGAUUGGCUGCGAGAGCGUGUGGAUCUGUGCGUGUACGUGGAGAAACUAGACUACCACCGGAACCAAGACCCGAGGUUUGUUUGCGAUUCAUACCGGAAGAUCAAGUUUGUGAGAGAUAAACAACGGCGUUUGGGGGGUAAUCAGCAGCAGCAGGAUAACAAAGAUGACUCGCUCGAGGGUGCGCAUGAGAGCCCAACUGUUCAACCAUCUUUGGCUGUUGAUGUAAAGUCUAAUGACGAGCCUGAGGAUAUACCUGACACCCCCGUCGAAGACAGCAAGGAGCCGCUUGAUAUUCUGGUGGGCGAUAUGCUGCGAGGAUACAAUGUCUCUGUAACUUGCCGAGGUGCCCUGUCUGCUUACGGAUCGGAUCCCUUUGAAGCGAUUUCGGUGCCUUGCAUCCGCGAAGGCAACUCUCUCACGCUGUGCUCCUUGCCCGACAUUGGGGACCAGCUUGUCCUGUUUGGAGGUCGUGUACUUCGGGACAUCUCGAUCUUGCUUCCCCGUGCGGUUCGAAUGAAAUCUAUGCAGCUCGAACGAACGCGAUACACGUACUCGAACAGUGUUUACAGCUUCAACAUAGGUUCGAGCACAUGGACGCGUCGGGAAUGCUCUGGACGAGAACCUCGCGAGCGCAGCGAUCACUCCGCGCUGUUCUUGGCUCCUCAACAUCUUUUGGUUUUCGGUGGUCGCGGUCGCAAUGGCCAGGUGUUUCGAGACUUUUUUGCCCUCUCUCUAGAGUUAUGGCAUUGGACACAGCUUGACACUUCAGCAACGCCAUACGAACGCUACUGGCACGGAUGGAGCAUUGCAUUUGAUACAGAGCAGCCAUGGCAACAAGAGCCGAGUAUCUUUUUCUUUGGCGGUAAAUCCGACACGCUCGUGUACAGCGAUUUGCAUCAACUGCAGACCGCGCGCUUGAAGCGCUUGCUUGUGGACGAGGAAAAGUCUGGGCGUAACCACAUCUGCGGUGACGAUGAUGAAGCUGCAUCAAAACGACGGUUGGAACGGCAAGUGAGUCAUGCUGCUCGAGUACUGGUGAAGGAGCAUGAACGCCAGCGACCGCCAGCUUGGUUUGUACCGAAAACUGUAGGAAAACCUCCGUCUGCUCGCUUUGGCAUGCAGGUGGUUGCUCUAGAAAACGAGCAGCUCGCGGUGGUUGGCGGGUGGCGCAUCCGAAAAAGCAGGUCAGACAAGCCCAAGAAGAGCCGCUCCCUGGAUGUGUACAUCCUUGACUUAACGACUCUGGUGUGGUCGACGCCGAGACUCUCAACGCUCGUGUGUGCACAGCCGUACGAGCCGAGCGAGCGUCUGUUGUUCGAGUGUUUCUAUGCGCACCACACGCUCGUCAUCUUCGGUGGACACACGUACGCUUCCAACGGUGAGACUGAGUCGUUCAGCCCCUGCGAGGAUGCAUCUUCGAUGCUGUACAAGCUGGACGUCAGUCGCAUGAUUUGGCGCAGGCAGAAAUGUCCCGUGGCAAUCGAUAAUGCUGCUGAGAAUGCCGUCACACUGCCUCUAGCGCACUCACACCGCAGCAACAACUUGGUGCUUAACGACGGCCGAGCGUUCACAUGCUCGUCGGAAGCCGAUACCCUGCAGCUUCAACUUACAGUCUUCGACAUCGGAGCGCCGAGACGGAGCAGUUGA